GGCCUAUAUCUCCUUUAGGACCUAUAUCUCCUUCUGAACCUUUAUCUCCCUUAGAACCUAUAUCCCCCUUGGGACCUAUAUCUCCUUCCGAAUCUUUAUCUCCUUUAGAACCUGUAUCACCCAAAGGUGAUAAAAAAGGUUCCAAAGAACCUUUAUCUCCUUUAGGGCCUAUAUCUCCUUCUGGUCCUGUAUCGCCUUUCUUACCAGUAUCUCCCUUAGUAUCGCCUUUAGGACUAUCCCCUUUAGGACCCGUAUCACCUUUAGGACCCGUAUCACCUUUAGGACCCGUAUCGCCUUUAGGACCGGUAUCACCUUUAGGACCCGUAUCGCCUUUAGGACCGGUAUCGCCUUUAGGACCCGUAUCGCCUUUAGGACCGGUAUCGCCUUUAGGACCAGUGUUACCUUUAGGACCGGUAUCGCCUUUAGGACCUUUGUCUCCCGAAAGACCUGUAUCCCCUACAGGACCUUUAUCUCCAUCAGGACCUUCCGCAGGAUUAUCUAUCUUUAUUUCAUCCUGCUUAUUCAAUUUAUCAUUAUUUAU
Messenger RNA from Linepithema humile (Argentine ant), 541 nucleotides. The record is from RefSeq and is a predicted model, not a curated record. NCBI's taxonomy places the organism in Eukaryota, Metazoa, Arthropoda, Insecta, Hymenoptera, Formicidae.